This is a messenger RNA of Effrenium voratum, 1194 nucleotides long. Lineage: Eukaryota; Dinophyceae; Suessiales; Symbiodiniaceae. The record is from the annotation of a GenBank genome assembly.
AUGGAAGGUGCGGCGUGGUGGGAGCAAGCACUUGCGCAGCUGGCAGCGGCACUGAGGCCGGAUGAGCGCAGCAUCUCGGCGGAUGCUGUGCUCUUCGGAGUGUGCAUCACAAGCUGUGGGAAGGCUUCGCAGUGGCCGUGGGCACUGCAGAUGCUGCAGGAGAUGCGGCGCUGGGACACGCCGCCCAGCUCGGGCAGCCACAACUCCGUGCUCUUCGCCUGCGAGCGCGCCAGUGCCUGGAGGCACGCGGUGGCUUUGCUAUGGGAGGCGCAGGCCCUAUCAGACCUGGGCAGCUUCAACUCGGUGAUCAGCUCGUGUGGCAAAGGCCAGCAGUGGAGGUGGUCCGUUUCGUUGAUCCCGCGGAUGAAGGACAAGGAGCUGAUGCCGGAUGAGGUCACCUGGAACUCCUUGCUGAGCGCUUUGGGGGCAGCUGCUCAAUGGCAGCGGGCGAUGCGACUCUUUGAGGAGCACCCGACGAGGCUGGCGUGCAACGCCACCAUCAGCGCCUGCGCCGGCGGCGCCGCCUGGCGCCAGGCCUUGAGCCUUCUGCGGACGCCGAAUGCUGGAAGACCCGAGGUGGGUCGCUUCAACGCGGCGAUGACCGCCUGCGUCAAGGGGCGCCAUCCAAGAAGAGCUCUCCGCCUCUUCGGUGAACUCAAGGCACAAACCGCAGGCCCCGACACGGCCAGCUUCGGCGCUGCGCUGAGCGCGUGCGAGAAGGCCGCGUGGUGGUCCGAGGCGCUGGCCCUCCUGGCGCAGGUGUCGCCCAGCAUCGUGCUGCUGAACACUGCCGCCAGCGCCUGUGAGAAAGGGCAUCAGUGGCGCUGGGCACUUCAGAUGCUUCGACAGGCCCGGACGGCGCAGUUGCGGGCGGAUGCCACCACCUUCAACGCGGUGAUGGCCGCCUGUCUGCGGGGUGAGCAGUGGGCGAAGAGCUUGGCCCUCUUCCAAGGCAUGCGCCCCAUGGCCACGCUGCCGUCCUUCGCCGAGGCCUUGGGAAGUCUGCGCCAGGCGGGGCGCUGGGAAGACGCCCUGGGGCUCCUCUGGGAGCUGCCCCGCUGGGACCUCCAAACGCUCACGGCAGCGCUGGGCGCCCUUUGCCGCGGAAGCCGUUGGCGGGAGGCAUCGCUCUUGUUGGACAGCCGCAUCACUGCAUUGCAGCCCGACGUUGUUUGCCUCCUGCUGAGACACUAG